AUGUCUCCAAGCCCCCGAGAGGCAGACAGCGGAGGUGAGACAGACAAGUUGGAGAUGGAGGACGGGGGAGUGAAAGAGAGGUCAAAGAGAGAGAGAGAGAAAAUGAUGCCUAUUCUCAGACGACAAACGCAGAAUCACCAUCGGCCUGAUAAAGCAGAAAUCCGUCUCUGUAUCUUGCCGCGGCCUCAGUCUGGACGACUGCAAAUUCACACUCACACUCACAAUUGUACACAUGCGAAUGUGUUUGCCAUACGCCCAGACCUGGCUGGCAGACGCGCUUCAGGCAGACGGACACAUGCUCACCGCAACGCCUGCUCAAACACGACACUCAGACCUUCUUUCCGUCAGCUCUUCCAAUAA
Protopolystoma xenopodis is the source of this 360-nucleotide messenger RNA. NCBI's taxonomy places the organism in Eukaryota, Metazoa, Platyhelminthes, Monogenea, Polystomatidea, Polystomatidae. The record is from the annotation of a GenBank genome assembly.